This is a messenger RNA of Aspergillus piperis CBS 112811, 1071 nucleotides long. RefSeq names its product terpene synthase family protein. The transcript is spliced from 4 exons. The record is from RefSeq and is a predicted model, not a curated record. NCBI's taxonomy places the organism in Eukaryota, Fungi, Ascomycota, Eurotiomycetes, Eurotiales, Aspergillaceae. The coding region runs from base 1 to 1071 and encodes 356 amino acids.
AUGUCAGAUUAUCAGUACUCAAAGACAUACAUAGCCAUGCUGCCUCCAUUAUAUCCUUGUGGAGCACCAGCUCCUAGUCGGGCCAGCGUGUACGAGGAUUUGGCAAUGGAGGCGACCAAUGAGUUUGUCGAAGAAUGGACGAUGAAUGAUCUGCCUACUGUCACUCGAGACUUCCGUUCACUCCUCUGCCCUACUACACAUGGGCAUCUGGUAACACUCCUUUACCCUGAAGCACGUCCCGAACGCAUCAAGGGUAUCGCCAAUGUACAUGACUUGAUACUAGCAGCAGACGAUGUCAGCAUAUCGUCCGCCCACAGUGAGGUAGCCAGGAAAUGCACCAAAAGCGGACUGCGUGUGAUGCAACCGAAGAUGUUCAAAGAUAUCAAGUGCACGAGUGGUCCUCAAGGGGACUCCUUAAUUCAAGCCUAUUCGCAGUAUUCGGUUUCGCUGAAAAAGUUCAGAUUGGCCCCUCGGGCGGAUGUGCACACAUUUUGCGAGUUUCUACCGAUUCGCUAUUAUGACUUUGGUUCAGUCCUACUCUUCUCAAUAAUUCCCUAUAUUCAUGGCAUCGAGUUAUCUCGGGAAGAGUCUCAAACUUUGCAUUUCAGUUUAGUUGUACUGGCUCUCGCAAUGAUUCUCUGGAACGACGUUUACAGCUGGGCGGAGGAAUCUCAAGCCCAUAUAUGGGCUAUCAUGACAGAACUCGGCUGUGAUUUAGAACCAGCUCUCACCAUAUGUCGUCAGAAGGCGCUACAAUACGAGCGAAAGUACAUGUCAGAGGCAGAGCGGCUGAUAGCCACUGCGUCUACGACUCCUAAUGUCAGAGCAAUAGCGAGAGCGAUUACACAUGUCAUCCCGGGAUUCAACUUAUGGCAUGCCACCUCUGCGCGAUAUCGCUCCGAAUGUCCUGGAAUGGAUGUAGCAAGGAAGGUGUUGGCAAGUCCACCAUCAUCUGUGGAACUUGAUAUUGCGUUUGAGGAGGAGUGUGACAGGAUAUAUGAAGGCUGUUGCGCUCUGGCGCGUCAACACCUUGGGCAAGACUGGGGACGAUGGGCUGAGAAAGUUCGAUGA